AUGAAUGAUUUUAUGGAGCAAGAACUAGUACGUCUAAGAAUAGAACUUCAACAUUUUGAGCUUGACAUUCCAAAGCAUCCUGAAUUGCAAGAAUUAUCUGGUAUUUAUGGGUUAUGUCAAGGCUUGGUGAAGACAAGAAAAUCAGUGAUGUAUCCUCUUAUUGACAGAUUGAUUAGACUUGUUCUUACUCUUCCUGUAUCAACUGCAACUACAGAGCGGGUUGCAAGUGUUGUUCAAGAAAAUGCUCCAUCCAAUGCCUCCUAUACAUCUCCUGAAAUUCAAAAGGAGAUUCUUUAUAUAUUUUCCAAUAAGGUUAGAAAAGAAAUUUGCCAAGAGAUUGGAAAUUCAAAAUUUUGCAUUAUAGUUGAUGAAGCUCGUGAUGAGUCCAAAAGAGAGCAAAUGGCUCUUGUUUUGAGAUAUGUAGAUAAGGAAGGAUGCAUUUGUGAACGAUUUUUUGGUGUUAUUCAUGUCCGUGAUACUAUGGCUUUAACUUUGAAGGAAGCUAUUUUUUCUACUCUCUCUCAACAUAAUUUGGCCAUUCAUAACAUCCGUGGACAAGGGUAUGAUGGAGCUAGUAAUAUGAGAGGUGAAUGGAAUGGCUUGCAAGCUUUAAUUUGCCAUGAAUGUCCAUAUGCCUAUUACAUUCAUUGUUUGGCCCAUAGGCUUCAACUUGCUUUAGUUGCGGCUUCUAGAGAAGUAGCUUCUGUUCACCAAUUCUUCUCCAAUUUAGUUUUUAUUAUCAACAUUGUUACUGCAUCUAGCAAACGUAAUGAUGAAUUAAAGGAGGCUCAGGCAAUUGAAAUUGCUACUAAGAUUGCUAAUGGUGAACUUGAAACUGGAUGGGGGUUUAAUCAAAUUGGCAUUUUAAAACAAGCUGGAGAUAAUCGUUGGGGAUCUCAUUUGGAUUCUAUUUCUAGUUUACUGAAAAUGUUCAAUGCUACUUGUGUGGUUUUAAGUAACAUUGCAGCAGAUGGAGGUUCAUACUCUCAACGUGGAGAUGCUAAUUUUGCUUUGAAUCAGUUGUUAUCCUUUGGGCUUGUUUUCACAUUGCAUCUUAUGAAAGACAUUAUGGAAAUCACUCAUCAUCUUUGUAUGGCAUUGCAACGUAAAUCUCAAGAUAUUUUGAAUGCAAUGCAUCUUGUCUCAAGCACAACAAAGGUACUGAAGAAUUUUCGAGAUUCGGGAUGGGAUGAUUUCUUGGUGAAAGUUAAAUUAUUUUGUGAGCAACAUCAAAUUGAUAUCCCGGAUAUGAAUGCUCAAUAUAUUGCAAGACGUGGUAAAUCUCGUAGUCAUCAUGAUGAGAUUAGUGUGGUGCAUUAUUAUCGAGUGGAUAUAUUUCUUGCAACAAUUGAUUAUCAAUUGCAAGAGUUACAUAGCAGGUUUAAUGAUCAUACCAUGGGAUUGCUUGUUUUGAGCACUGUUUUAGAUCCUAGAAAUAGAUUUAUGCUGUUCAAGAUUGAUGAUAUUUGUAAACUUGCAAAGAAGUUCUAUCCGAAUGAAUGA
Molecule: messenger RNA, 1503 nt
Organism: Coffea arabica (coffee)
Lineage: Eukaryota; Viridiplantae; Streptophyta; Magnoliopsida; Gentianales; Rubiaceae
Source: RefSeq, a predicted model, not a curated record